UCACGCUCAAGUGUGCACACCCCUUUCUAUUCCAGACUGGCUCCAUCAUGGUAGCCGAUGCCGUCACCGUGUCGAAUGCAAAAGCAUGGUCAAAUGCCCUUGUAAGGAUAUUUGGUCCGACAACGGGAGGAAGUGCUAAUGCAGGGGAUCGUCGCAACGACAUCUUGGAACUCGCACGAGAUAUUCGGAAAGCCGAUAAUCAGAAGGCACAGCUGCCGAAAGUCCAAGUUCCCCUCUUCGAUGGCACCAAUGCCUCAGCAUGGGUGGACAAGUUUGAACAAUUGGGCAGUUGCUGUGAGUGGACGAGUGAGAAGAUACUUCAGAUGGUAAAGCGAUAUUGUCAGGUUGAGUAUAAGGAAGAAGUGUCGGAGUUGGUGCAAGCCUCGCACGACUGGCCGGACUUCAAAGCCAAAUUAUUGGACAAGUAUCAAUUGGGGGAUCAACUGCUCGACCUGGCAGACUCACAGAAAGUCAGUCGUCGGAAGUUUGGUACAGCCAAGCAGUUCCUCACGGAGUUCGAACGAGUUGCUCGCUUAGUGCCUGACCUUCCAGAUAAGCAUCGAUGUCUCAUCUUCCUUGAUAAUUUUUCGGAAGUUGAGCAACGGGAACUGAUGAAGGAUAUGACUGGGCGAUACGACAAGCCAAAGAUCAAGGAAAAUUUGUUGGCUGGAAGCUUCGACCAAAUGCUUUACCGUCUCCUGAAGCAGCAAAAGGAGGACCGCGAGAAGGAAAGGGUAAGCGCGGACAAGGAUCAAGCCGUUUACAAAACCCUGACUGACAUGCGGAACAUGAUGGCUGACAUGAAGAAGGAAAGGUUAAAGUUACAAGUGAUGAUGGUCCAGACAAAAGGUGGGAAAAGGAAAGGGAAGGCAUCCGUUGUGGAGGAAGUAAGUAAUAGCAGCAGUGAAAAGGAAGAUGAGGAGGACGAGUAGCCCCCUCGAAAAUUGACUAAGGCAGAACGGAAGGCCUUGAAUCAGAUACGAGGGGGGCAGGGUACUAGUAAAAAGCAGCGGAAGAA
This is a messenger RNA of Chara braunii, 1018 nucleotides long. The record is from the annotation of a GenBank genome assembly. Lineage: Eukaryota; Viridiplantae; Streptophyta; Charophyceae; Charales; Characeae.